Messenger RNA from Mustela erminea (ermine), 6439 nucleotides. RefSeq names its product EvC ciliary complex subunit 1 (gene EVC). The coding region runs from base 277 to 2946 and encodes 889 amino acids. Lineage: Eukaryota; Metazoa; Chordata; Mammalia; Carnivora; Mustelidae. The transcript is spliced from 19 exons. Gene Ontology annotation, biological process: smoothened signaling pathway. The record is from RefSeq and is a predicted model, not a curated record.
UCAGUACAAGAGCAGGCCCGGGCGGGGGCGGCUCGAAGUUUCGUGCGGACGACCCAAGCUCCUCCCUCCGGCGAGGCCGCGCGGGGAAGGGGGGACCGGAGCAAGAGGAAGGAGAGCGCGCAGGCCGGAGGAGUCGGCGGAGUGCGCCGCGCCCCUGCCCGCCGGGUCCGUGAGUUCGCUGUCGCCGAGCUGGCGGGGACGGUGCCCCGGGCGGCGGGCCGAGGCGGCGCGCGGCGGCGAGGGCGAUGCUGCCCGCCCGUCGCCUGAGUGCCCCCGAUGGCCCGGGGCCCGGCGGCCUGCGAAAACGACGCGCGCCUGCUGCUGGGCCGGGACGCGGUGCGGCCGGCGCCCGCGCUGCUGGCCCCCGCCGUACUGCUGGGCGCCGCGCUCGGCCUCGGCCUCGGCCUCUGGUUCGGCUGCCGCACCUCCGGGUCGCGCCUGCGGCAACAGAAAGACGACGCUCAGAGUCUACUCAAGAAUUUAGAGUCUAAUGUCCAGGACCCCUCGGAAACCAGCUCCCCAUCAAGGAGGAGGAGGAGGGAAGCCCAGACAUCAAAAGAGGAGCCUGUGGAUGAAUGUGAGCCGGCUUUCAACAGCAACAUCACAGCAUUUGCACUGAAGGCCAAAGUCAUCUAUCCCAUCAAUCAGAAGUUCCGGCCGCUGGCCGACGGUUCCUCCAACCCUUCUCUGCACGAAAACUUAAAGCAGGCUAUCUUGCCAAACCAGCCAGUGGAGGCUUCCCCCUCCAGCAGCCUGGGGAGCCUGAGCCAGGCUGAGAAGGAGGACUGCAGCUCCUCGUCCAGCAUCCACUCAACCACCAGCUAUGACAGGUUCCUGAGCCGCACCUUUGUCCGGGCCAACAGCUUCCCUGAGGCCCUGAUCUGUGAGAGUGUGGAUCUUGACCUGUGUAUCUAUAACCUUCACCUAAAAGAUCUGCUGCAUCUGGACAAGGCUCUGAGGCGGGAGAAGCACAUGAUGUUUAUUCAGAUUUUAAAAAUGUGCCUCCUUGAUCUUCUGCCUAAAAAGAAGUCUGAUGAUGAAUUAUACCAGAGGAUUCUUUCAAAGCAAGAAAAUGACUUGGAGGAAUUAGAAAAAGGACUUCAGGUCAAACUGUCAAACACGGAAAUGUUGGGGGCUGGUGAUUCUGAGUACAUCACUCUGGCAGAUGUGGAAAAGAAGGAGCGAGAAUAUGCUGAACAGCUAAUAGAUAAUAUGGAAGCUUUCUGGAAACAGAUGGAAAACAUCCAGCACUUUCUUAUGGACCAAUUUAAGUGUUCGAGCUCCAAAGCCCGACAGCUCAUGAUGACUCUCACAGAAAGAAUGAUUGCAGCCGAAGGGUUAUUGCGUGAUUCUCAGGAUUUGCAGGCUCUGGACACCCUGGAGAGAACCAUGUGCCGGGCGCACAUGGCAAAGAUGAUCGAGUCUCUGAAACUCCAAAUCCAGGAGGAGACCAAAUGCCGACUGGCUGCCCUCUCCCACGGCCUGGAGCUGCUGACCAUCGAGGGGAAGCUCUCCGGGAGGCAGAAGGAGGAGCUGCUCACCCAGCAACACAAGGCCUUCUGGGGGGAGGCGGAGCGUUUCAGCAGGGAUUUUGCCCAGCAAGGCAAAGGCCUGGUUAAGGCGUCAAUGGCUCGCCAAGCAGAGGAGAUGGCCAAGCUCACACUGGCCCAAGAAGAGGAAGAAAGGAGCUUCCUGGCUGAGGCUCAGCUGACCACGGCUCCGGGAGAGUUCCUCCAGGCUUUUCACACGGUUCUGGAGAGGCAGAGGUUGACCCAGAGUUCCCUGGAGGAAGAGGAGGACGUCAGAACUACUGAGGCCGUGGCUGUGCUCUGCCAGGAGCUGUACCGCAGCACCAUGGAAACUUUCCAGAAGUUUGUGGACCUCCUUUUCCUCGAGACACUGCCAGGCGUGACGGGCCUCUCCCGGGCAGAGUGCGAGUACUUGAGGCAGGAGGUCCAGGAGAACGCAGCUCGGCAGCUGGGGCAGUCAGAUCGCUUCCGGAAGCAGCAGUGGGAACUCUUCCAAGAUCUCCUGGAGCAAGACAAGCAGAUGUGGAUGGAGGAGCAUACCCUGUCCUCUGUGCUGCAGACGCACCUGCAAGAUGACCAUGAGGGCAUCGUCCACCAGGUCUUGGGCCGACUCGGUGGCCUCAGUGAAGAGUCCACAUGGUGCAUCCUGCAGGGACAUGACCUUCUGCUGCGCUCCGCCCUCCGGAGGCUGGCUCUCCGGGGCAGCGCCAUCACCACGCUGACCCACAUGAGACUUUCCGGGAAAAAGAGCCUUCUCCAGGAGUUGCGUGAGCAGCAUGCCCUGGAGCAGGGCUCCUCCCAGUGUCUGGAUGAACAUCAGUGGCAGCUACUCAGAGCCUUGGAGGCGCGGGUCGUGGAGGAGGCCAGCAGGCUGGAGGAGGAGGGUCAGCAGAUCCGGCUGCAGCUCCAGCAGCAGCUCCUGGCUGAGGCCCAGGAAGUCGGGCGGCUCCUGCAGCAGCAUACAGAGCGAGCCAUCGGGCAGGCACUGCUGGGGCAUGCUCGCAACGCAGCCACCAAGAGUCGGGCCAAGGACAGGGACGACUUCCAGAGGACACUGACAGAGGCGGCCGUGGAGAGCGUUUACGUGACCAGCACUGGGGUCGACCGGCUCGUGCAAGCCUAUUACCAGCAGAUCAGGAGGGUCAUGGAGGACCAUGAGGAGAGGAGACUCCAGCAUCUGGAGACCCUGCAAGGUGAGAGAACGGAGAAUUACAAGCUGCGGACAAAGCAAGGACUCGGGGAGCCUUCCUCAGGGACCCCAGUGGCGGGUGGAGCUGGCAAAGCCUGCAAGGCGGUCCAUCAGAGCAAGGGAUGUGGAAUGAGGGCCCGCCCUGGAGGUGUGAUGUCACGAGCCCGUCUGGCCGGCCCCCGAGGGACAGAGAAUGCGCUGAGACAUAGACACAGCGACUUGGUGUAAGGAGCCACUGACCUGGGAGGAAACUGUCCUCGGAUGCCCAACAGCCUCCCAGGGAGCAAAGGGCUGUGCGUGCUGCCUCAACCUUCCCCUGUAAGCACCUCCCUCGAUGAGCUCACAGCUAGCCCCCGGGAACAGCACCUGUAACUCCCGAGCUCAUAGCCAGGGGGGAGAGACGGACAGGGAAACAGCAAUAAAUUGGCACAGGUGCUCUGAUGGGGGAGGGGAGGGUCCCCGCAGGAUGGCGGGGCAGGAGUAUGGGUCCCUUGUCCAAGCAGAGGCAUCCCGGCAGCUGGAAGCAGCAGCAGAAUGAUCACUGCCCUGCAUGAUGGAGGUGUGGGCUCUGCGCCGUGCUGCACGGUCAGUUCCAGCCCCUGACAGUUGGUUUAGGACCCAAGAUCCACAGGGCCCCCUGGGUCAGACUAUGCCCUACAUCUGCUCUCCACAAAUCCUCCAAAGGGCCGUCAGCUGUGGUCAGCAGGUGUCCUGCCAUCAGGCUGCAAGGUGCGAUCUUGCCUGGACCCUGGAAGAUCCAUCCACCUACGGACCCUCAACUAUCCAGUGCGGGCAGCAUUGUGUCCGAUGGUUCUCCCGCUGGACGGACAGGUCUCGGGUCCCCACACUCAGACUUGGGGGCUUUGAGAGGGUCUCCAGAAAUCUGAAUUGUUAAUACACUCCUCCUCUCCAGGGAUGAUGGUGGAUAUAGUCUGAGGGCUUCACUUUGACCCCCGUGACCCAGGAGGAGGGGCCUCGGCCACCCCCAAUCCAAAAGCCACCAGGCGUAUGGGAGAGGGAAGCAGAGCCCAGGAAGGAUGUGGGUGCGUGACCAAGGUUCACUGUGACUUAGAUGGCCUCCUAUGUGGCCGUCAGUGUCCUUCCCGCUCUGCCCAGUUACUCAGAGUUCCUAGUGAAAGCUGGCCAGAACUCCUGGGGACAGAGCCGUGUCAUCACAACAGAUAAUCGACUAGGAAGGGCAACACAAGAAUGAGCCCACAAAGCAGUUCUCUGUCCAAUGGCAGAUUCCAUUAUUGCAUCUCUGGUGAGUGCUGUGGUCGUGGGAAGGCCCUUCUGAGGGACACCAGUGACCCUGCAGUGGCAGGGCCCUUUCUGAGAGCCACGCACUAUCUUGGUGCCUUCCCACCCCAAUCCUCAGCUUCCCCAUCCGUGAAGUAGGCUUGCAGUAGCUUUAGCCACACUGAUGUAUUCCCGUGCAGCGCCAACAGCGGGGGUGGGGGGGCUCAUGGCCAGCAACCCCAUGUCCCUCUCCAUUGGCAGAGUCAUCACCACGGUGCCUUCUGCCCUGUGUCCAGUGCCCCUUGAGAAUGGAACACCUCUGCCAUCAGAACUGUACCAAACGGAGGUCUUUGAAUCGCCAUUUCCAUACUCAGAAGUCUAAGGAUAAGGGAUUUAAGAGCUGAUGUACCUUGUCCAGGUGUCUCAGACCCUACAGGCAGACCUCCCUCGGUGGAAGGGAUGCUGGAGGGUCAGCAGUCCUGAAGGGGAUCAUGCUCUGGGGCCAGGCACUACACGGCUGUCCAUCCACAGGCAGGACUGUCCAGUGCAUGGCUCCUCCCUCGGCCACUCUCCUGUCUCAGAUCCUUGUCACUCCCCUCCUGGCUUAGAGCUGUGGCCUCCGGGCUCCCAUCUUGUCCUGCCGUCCACACUGCAACGAGGGCAUCACAGAAAUACAAGACAGCCAGGUCUCGGGCUGUCCUGGGCCCUUUCUUGACUCCCCAGGCCUUACAGGGUGAAGCCCCACCUGGACCCCUCCCCCAUGUGGUGCUCCCCCAGCCUGCCACUCCCAUUAGCCAAGCCCCCAGUGGGUGGCAGCCAAGAGUGACCAGUCCUGUUGACAGAACAGGCAAGGGACAGGGUGCUCACAGCAAGAAGCCACCUAGCGGCUGAAUGGGGUCCCCCUAAAGAUUUGCCCAUGUCCUAAUCCCUGGAGCCAGUGCAUGUGACCUAUUCGGAAGAAAGAUCUUUACAGACGUCAUCCAGUUGAAGCUUUUGAGAAGAGAUCGUCCUGGAUUAUUUCCGCAGGUCCUAAAUCCAACGGCAAGUGGGGCCGAGGGAGGUUCGAUCACACACGGGACCACGGGAGGAUGGAGGCAGAGGUCGGGCUGGUGUGGACACCCGCUCAGGAGUGCCAGCAGCCACCGGGAGAGGGGAGAGGCAGGAAAGGGGCUUUCCCCUAGCCCUGUGGAUGGAGCACAGUCUGCCGACACCUUGAUCGAAGCCUUUGGGCCACCAGAGCUGUGAGACAAUAGAUUUCUGUUAUGUGCCCCGUGUCAGCUUGCGGUCCUUCGUUAGAGCAGACCCAGGAAAUGAAUGCAGCCUCCCAGAGGAUGUGGGAGUGGCCAAGCGGCAGAGCCGGGACCUCCGCUCCUCCGGUGACGUGUUCUUCCUCCACCCCCGCCCCAGCCCCACCUCACAGGGCCCCUCACGCAGUCAGGCACUGUGAGUCCCUUCCUCGCACCUGCACCUUCCAAACUCAGGCCAGAGAUAUUUUUAUGUAUAAUCGAAGGAGGGGGAUGGAUGGAUUAAUGAAGGGGUCUUGUAGGAUGAGUAGGAGUUUGCCAAGCAAAUACAAAGAAGAAGGGAAAGAUAUUACUGGCCAAGAGAAGAGCAUGAAGCAAAAGCCAAGUGAAACGUGCCUUCAGGUGAACACCAUAAACAGCCACCUGCGGACCCCAGAGGGGGCUUCUCUCUUCAGGGCCAGAAAUUCAGCACGUUGGAAAAGCAUUCACAAAAGAUUGGAAAGAAAAAUGCAGAGGAUGGUUAUGCAAACGCGGUGGAUGGGAUGAAAUCAUGCCUGUUUGCUGAGGGUCGGAGGAGGGUCAGGCCAGGAAGGGAGGGUUUUGGGAUGGGGGAGAGGGUCUCCGCCCCUGAAAGCAAGCUGGGGCUGUCUGCAGAUCAGGGACCUCCCUGUGGCCUCAGCUUGGAGCCCUGCCUCCCUCCGAGGCCUGGGGCUCCCGUAUUCAGGAUUUGUCAAAUGCCGAGUGCUUGGCAAUGAGCAUUCUAGUUUCCGUUUUCAGUAUGGAUGGGUAGCUGGUGGGCCUCUGGUCCUCUCAGGAGCAUGCCCCCCUACCCCUGGGCUCCGAUGAUUUCUCCUAUGAAGAGGCCACUUGCUGUUUAAUCACUUGGCAGCUGGGGGACUCGGAGACUGCCACCCCCCCCCCCCAGCUGCUCCCACCCUGAUGAUUCUACUCUUUGUCUUGCUGAUAUCCCCAAGGAUCAGGUAGGGCCCAGUGAAAAACAGGCCUGCGGGAUUCUGGAAACUGGUCCAGAGUGUGAAUUGCGUUUGUGAUGAGUCAGCCCCCCGGUGGCCGCUGUCGCCCCCUGUGCAGGCACCAUAAAUCAGCGGAGGCCAUCCUUGUCUCAUGGCUCAUGGGCCGCUGCUGGCCACCCAUUCCCAUGACUCAGCAGGUACCUGGAGAACUUGUGCUGGGUCUCUGAUUGACCGGCCGGCAAGGGUAGUGCUGAUGGCCUCCGUUCC